AGUGAACAGCCUGGUGGAUGGACAGCAUGGCAUCGUAGUCAGCAGAACUCCUCGCUGUUGUGGUUCAGUCCAAACCCCCCAGCCCCAACAUUCCCUGGUUCCCCAGCUCUGUGACAUCACAGACAGCCUUCUGUCCACUCUGCCAGCUGCAGGAAACAGCCCAGCCCAGUAAAUUGGGCUCAAACUCAAGAUUGGCUGAUUCAACAAGGCACCCCUGCAGACAAAGCUGGCAGAGUAGAGAUUUCAACUCCUUUCCAUGGCAGCCCACCAAAACCUGAUUUCGAAGAUCUUCUGUUUAUGCUGCAGGGACUGUCAGGAGCCCUAUGCCAUCGAUGACUCCAAGGUUCCCAGUCAAACCCAAGAGCACAAGCCAUCGACCCAAAAUCUGCAGCUUCAGAAGGAUGAGCUUGACAGACAAAAUCCCAAGCGCAUUAACGCAGCCUCCCAUUUGCCUUCGAGAACACCCCUGAUACAGCCAAAAAAGAGCACUUCCUCCAGCAGCAGUGAGUUUGAGGAUCUGAAUGCAUAUGCCUCCCAAAGAAAUUUUUACAAGAGAAACUUAAACCGCUACUGCCAGGAGCGCUGGCCAUUCCAGCCAUGCCUCAUUGGGAGGCCCUGAGCGUUCUAGCCGGCGGCUGCACAGCUGCUGGGGCGCCUCCAUGAGGAAGAGGGCGGUGGACAGGAGUCAUGAAGAUGAAUUCGGAAACUCCCCUGAAGGAGGAGAAGACAUCUGAGCCAUCCUUGGACCACCAAGCAAGAGUCACCCCAGCUCCUGAAAAAGCCCCCAUGGGAAGAGCUGCCUCCAAUUAAAGUUCUUGAUUGCACCAGA
This is a messenger RNA of Piliocolobus tephrosceles (Ugandan red Colobus), 829 nucleotides long. RefSeq names its product testis expressed 48 (gene TEX48). The record is from RefSeq and is a predicted model, not a curated record. Bases 257 to 619 code for a protein of 120 amino acids. Lineage: Eukaryota; Metazoa; Chordata; Mammalia; Primates; Cercopithecidae. The transcript is spliced from 5 exons.